This is a messenger RNA of Volvox carteri f. nagariensis, 426 nucleotides long. RefSeq lists its product as uncharacterized. The transcript is spliced from 2 exons. The record is from RefSeq and is a predicted model, not a curated record. Lineage: Eukaryota; Viridiplantae; Chlorophyta; Chlorophyceae; Chlamydomonadales; Volvocaceae. The coding region runs from base 1 to 426 and encodes 141 amino acids.
AUGAUAAUGCCAAUUUUUUGUGCCCAAAUAAAACAAAAUUUAGGUAUCCCCAGUGUGGUGUUCGAUCCGCGGGACGAUCCACACCUCCAACAAGCUCUCCCUCGUGGUUUAGGAGCCUGUAUCCGCCGCAUGGAUGACCGUACGGCACUCAAGCUGGUGGAUCUGGGUCGUCGUUAUUUUGAUACCUUGGUGCUGUGCGGCAAGCUGGACAGCUCCGGACCUUGCGGUAUCGAGGCUAACUGUUUGAUUACUGGUGACUGGUCUACUUGGGAGGCCAACAAGGUUGUUUGUUGCGUAUGCACGAAAAUGUUCAUCGGAUUUUUUAAUUCCUUCGAGGACAAUUUUCGGAAAGGUGAUGUUUUCAACAGUUUCUUUCAACACAUCGCUGCGCGUCGUCAGUGCCGGUACCGAAAGCGACCUCAGUAA